AUUUAUUUCAUAAAUUGAGAAUCAUAAAAUUUACACAAUAAAAACCGUCCAAUCUAUGUUUUUAAUAUUAUAUCACUAUUAAAGUGUGUCAGUAAGUAAAAUUCGUGUAAUAUUAUUACUUUUCAAUCUGCUUUUGAUAAUCAUGAAUAAUUUAAAUUUGGUCAAUGAUUUAAAUGAAACAUGCAUGAUAGAUGAUAUUAUGCUAGAAGAUUUUCAAUGGAAUGAAACAUCUUGGAUUGAUAAUACGAUUAUUUCUCAAUCAAAAUCUUUUGAUUCUAAAUUUAAUAACAGUAUUGGAAAUUUCACACGGUCAAUAUCAAUAAAUAAAAUGAAAUGUGAUAGCGAUGAAGGGACAACCUUUGAUCAAAAUAAGCUAAAUCAAAUAGAAAUAAUGGAGAAUGAUGAGUUGGUGGUACAAAAUUUGGAAUUUUCAUUAUUUGAUGACAAAAAUCAAGAACUUGAAGAAGCAAAAUCUAGCCAAAAUGAUAACAAUGAAAAUACAUCUUUUUAUGGACUCUCAAAAAAUGUUGAAUUAUUAAUCAAACAAACCAAAAAUAUAACUAAUUUAUAUGAUUGGCAAGAUGAAUGCUUAAGAGCUGUCGACAAUCGCAAAAAUUUAAUUUACGCGCUUCCAACAAGCGGAGGAAAAACUCUAGUUGCUGAAAUUCUGAUGUUGAAAGAAAUUUUAUGCCAUAAAAAAAAUGUUAUAUUUGUUCUUCCAUAUGUUGCUAUUGUACAAGAGAAGAUUCAAACACUAUCACCAUUUGCCAUACAAUUGGGAUUUUUAUUAGAAGAGUAUGCUGGUAGCAAAGGUCAAUAUCCACCGAUCAAGAGAAGACGAAAAAAUACGAUUUUCAUAUGUACCAUUGAAAAGGCGUCAGGAUUAUUAAAUAGUUUAAUUGAAACUGAUAGGUUGGAUGAAAUUGGACUUGUUGUUGUUGAUGAAUUACAUUCACUGGGUGAAAAUAGUGGCAGAGGAGCAACUUUAGAAGGAUUUUUAACUAAACUAAUUUUUAUAGAUAAAAGUAUUCAAAUUAUUGGGAUGAGUGCAACAAUCGGUAAUCUAAACGAGAUUGCUGAAUUUUUAAAAGCUGAUCUCUAUACGAAAAACUUCCGACCAGUAGAGCUGGAAGAAUAUGUUAUGUGCAAUGAUCAAUUAUGGCAAGUCGAUCUUGAAAUUGAUGAUACACUGAGAUUAAAAAAAAGAGUUGCUCAAUCUUAUUCAGAAACUGCAUCUAAAUUAGAUCCAGACAAAAUAGGUGGUUUAGUUAUGGAGGUCGUUCCGAAGCAAAAUUGUUUAAUAUUUUGCGCUAGUCGAAAGAAUUGUGAAAACGUUUCACUGCUGAUGACUAAAGUUCUUUGUAGAUCUUUGAUGGAAUAUAAUAAGACUGAAAAGCUGAAACUCUUAAGUAAUUUAAAAGACGAAGAUCAACACAUAUGUCCAAUUUUAUUGGAAACCAUCAAAUAUGGAGUUGCUUAUCAUCAUUCUGGUUUAACUAACGAUGAAAGACGAUUACUGGAGGAAGCAUUUAAAGAUAAUGUUAUUUCUGUAAUAUGUUGCACUUCGACAUUAGCUGCGGGAGUAAAUUUGCCAGCUAGAAGGGUUAUUCUACGAAGCCCAUAUGUAGGAAAUGAAUUUAUAAAUCUUAGUAGAUACAAACAAAUGAUCGGUCGAGCAGGGAGAGCUGGAAUGGCGGAAAAAGGAGAAAGUAUUUUGAUCUGUAAACAAUCAGAUAUUCCAAAGGUUCGAGAACUUUUAAAAUCUAAAAUCGAAGAUUGUGUAAGCUCUCUGAGCUCAGAAGAAAAUCGUGGAAUAAACAAUUUAAUAUUAAGUUCUGUUAUGUUGUCACUUGUAAAAACUCGAAUUCAAAUACAUGAUCUUGUCAAUUCAUCUUUACUAAAGAUACAAGCUUCACAACUCAACAUAGAUAUAAAAAAAAUUACUGAUGAUGCAAUAAAAAAUUUAAUAAAAACAAAAGCUUUGCAAGUUGAUAACAAACUUAUGAAAGCAAAUAUGACUAUAGGGAUUCAAUCUCAAUUACCUGCAGAAUCAACCGAUGUAGACAGUAAUAAUUCAGGUUCAAAUAACAGUCGACGGUCUAUUGUGCUUACAAGAUCAAGUUGUCUAAAAUUAUCGAACUUAAGCACAGCUGCUAUGAAAGGAUCUAUUGAUUUAAAAACGGCGUAUCUUAUUUACGAGGAUUUAACAGUUGCUCAAAAACACUUGAUGCUUUGCAAUGAUCUCCAUAUUUUGUUCUUAGUUACACCCUAUCAUUUAGCAGAUCAGUUAACUCCUAUUGGCCUAAUAUACUACGAAGCGAUUAUGAAUUUGCCACCACAAUCAAUGGAUGUUGCGAGAUUAUUAGGAAUCAAUGAAGUUGCUAUUAUAAAGUUACGAGAAGGAGUAACACCAAAGAAUGUUCCUGAACGGAUUUUCCGAAAAUUUUAUUUAACCCUAGUUUUAAGUGAAUUACGGCAAAAUCGUCCAUUACAUGAAGUCGCUGAUAAAUACCAAGUAAAUCGUGGCAGAAUCCAAAAUUUAUUAUCUACUACAACAUCGUUUGCUCAUUCAAUGAUUAAAUUUUGUCAGGAACUUCCCGAGUUUUGGGCGUUUACAGAUUUAUUCACAUCAUUUCAUAAAAAACUCAUUUAUAAUUGUUCAGCUGAACUGGAGCCAUUGAUGGAAUUACCUGCCGUGAAAAUCGCACGAGCGAAACAGAUGUAUGACGCUGGGUACAAAACAUUACAAUUGAUUGCAUCAGCAGAUCCAAAAGAAUUAAAAAGUAAAAUAAGUCAUUUGUCACGCAAAACUGUUGAUCAAAUAAUAGUUGCAGCGAAGCUUUUGAUAAUAUCAAAAAUGGAAAAUCUUAAAGAAGAAGUCGAUGAAAUGUUAGUUGGUUUAAGUUCCGAAACUUGCUUCCAUGAUUAAUUGGAUGGAUAUUUUAUGAAUCUCCUAGAUAGUUGAGUACAAAAGUAAUUACUUUUAAGUUAUUAUUAUUUGUUAGAUAUUACCGCUAACAUAAUAUUAUUUAUUAGUUAAUUUUUAACAAUAAAUACUAUAUGUGCUCACCAGACCGAUAUGUUUG
Cotesia glomerata is the source of this 3086-nucleotide messenger RNA. It is a transcript of the gene mus301, whose product is annotated as helicase POLQ-like. Gene Ontology annotation, molecular function: nucleic acid binding; ATP binding. NCBI's taxonomy places the organism in Eukaryota, Metazoa, Arthropoda, Insecta, Hymenoptera, Braconidae. The transcript is spliced from 15 exons. The record is from RefSeq and is a predicted model, not a curated record. Bases 143 to 2929 code for a protein of 928 amino acids.